This is a messenger RNA of Poecilia latipinna (sailfin molly), 3470 nucleotides long. RefSeq names its product taste receptor, type 1, member 3 (gene tas1r3). The record is from RefSeq and is a predicted model, not a curated record. The coding region runs from base 2 to 2587 and encodes 861 amino acids. Gene Ontology annotation, biological process: G protein-coupled receptor signaling pathway; sensory perception of sweet taste; sensory perception of umami taste. NCBI's taxonomy places the organism in Eukaryota, Metazoa, Chordata, Actinopteri, Cyprinodontiformes, Poeciliidae. Gene Ontology annotation, cellular component: plasma membrane. The transcript is spliced from 8 exons. Gene Ontology annotation, molecular function: G protein-coupled receptor activity.
CAUGGCCUCUCUCUUGUAUUUGCUGUGCGCUCUGUGCUGGACGUUCAGGCCGUGCUCCAGCGUCAGCUCGCCUGAGUGGUUCCAAAACAUCACCACAAACCUCUUCAGCUUGCCUGGAGAUGUAACUCUUGGAGGACUUUUUCCAAUUAACCAGCAAUCAAACAGCAAUGGUCUCAUUAGUGAGCCGAACAGCAUCAAGUGUGAAAGUUUGAAUGAAUAUGGACUUGGUCUCUCUCUGGUGAUGAAAUAUGCCGUGGAUGAGAUCAACGGAAAGCAGGAUCUUCUGCCAGGCAUCAAAUUAGGUUAUAAAAUGUACGACACCUGCAGACACUCUUCAAACGUUGUGAAGCCCACUAUCUCCUUCCUCACUGAGAAAACAACCAACGCUCUUUCUGUGGAGUGCAAUUACACCGACUAUGAAACCAGCAUAUCAGCCGUCAUUGGUCCUUAUACCUCGGAAAUGGUGUCAGUCAUCGGAAAGCUUCUGGGUUUCUUUCUGAUGCCUCAGAUUAGCUACGGAGCCACCAGUGACAAAUUCAGCGAUAAUCUUCUCUACCCAUCAUUCUUCCGCACGGUGCCUAGCGACAAAUGGCAAGUGGAUGCCAUGGUCCAGCUCAUGUCUGAGUUUAACUGGACCUGGGUCGCUGUGAUCGGCAGUGAGGAGGAGUAUGGACAAAGCGGUGUGCAGCAGUUCUCCAAAGUAGCAGAGAAUAAGUCUGUGUGUGUGGCCUAUCAGGGCCUGAUCCCGGUGUACACUGACCCAGGACCAGCAGUCCGAACCAUCAUCAACAACAUCAGAACAACAGAGGUCAAAGUGGUGAUCGUGUUUGCCCUCCCAGAAUCGGCUGCGUUCUUUUUUGAACAGGUCAUCCAGGAAAAUUUAACAGGUGUGUGGAUCGCCAGCUCAAGCUGGAUAAUCCACAAUCGACUAAUUUCUAUCCCCAAGAUCAAAGACAUUGGCACAAUCAUGGGGUUUGUUGACAAGUUGGAUAGUCUGGAUUUACUGAACAACUACGCAGAAGCACUUCUCAGAAAAAUAAGCGAGGAAAGGGAAAAGAAUGCUACCAUACAACCAAAGUCUCAUGAUCCUGACAAUCCAUGCCCACAGUGUUGGUACCUGUCAGCAGCUAACAUCACCCUGGUGAAUGACCUUGCAGUGAAGAGACUGGGCUUCGCAGUGUAUUCUGCCGUCUACAGCGUAGCGCAGGCACUGCAUACGUUGCUUGAGUGUGAUUCAGCUGGCUGUAACUGGGGACCAGACUCAAAAAUCUAUCCCUGGAAGCUGUUGGAGGUCCUGAGGAAUACUUCCGUUAACAUAAAUGGCACAAUUUUAGAGUUCGACGAAAAUGGUAACCCAAAUGUCGGGUACAAGUUGUUGGAGUGGACCUGGGAGACCUCAGGCAAAGUUGCCUUCAAAAAUGUGGGAAAUUACUAUCAAAACAAACUGUUCAUCAACGCAUCUCGCUUUGAAUGGCACACUGAGAACUCAACGGUUCCUCUGUCGACCUGCUCAGCGCAGUGUGCCGAUGGCCAGGUUCGCAGAGUCAAAGGCUUUCAUUCCUGCUGCUAUGACUGCAUUGACUGCUUGGCUGGCACGUUCCAGGAAAAUAAAGACGACAUCCAGUGUGCCAAGUGUCCUGAACGUCAGUGGUCCAAUGAUCGCAGUACUAACUGCACACCCCCCAUUUUUGAAAUUUUGAAAUGGGACUCAACUGAUGCCCUGAAGAUUAUACUGGCGGUUCUUGCGCUGCUUAUAUGUCAGGUGUCAGUGGCUGUCGUGUUCCUGAUCCACCGAGGAACCCCACUGGUGAAGGCCUCAGGGGGAGUCCUGACCUUCCUCGUUCUGCUCAGCUUGAUGGGAGGCUGUCUGAGUUUGUUUCUCUUCCUGGGGGAGCCUGACGAUGUGGUGUGUCGUCUUCAACUACCACUCAUCACUAUUUUCCAAACUAUAGCCCUCUCCAUUAUCUUGUCUAUCUCACUGCAGAUAUUCCUUGUGACAGAGUUCCCAAAGAAGGUUGCUCCCCACCUGCGUACGCUCCAAGGCCCUGGAAGCUGGCUGUUUGUGCUGAUCUGCUGUUCUGUUCAGGCUGGACUGUGCGGCUGGUUUGUUCAAAAAGAACCCUCUCUUACUGCGUAUAAGAACAAUAUGGAGAUCAAUUUCAUGAAGACCUUUUUGCCAUGCCCUGUGUCUCCAGAUAAACUUGCUGUCAUGCAAGGCCUCAAUGCUGCCAUGGCCCUUGUGUCAUUCAUGUCCACCUUCAUGGCAAUUAAACCUCAUCAUCAAUACAAUCUUGCCAGGGAUAUUACCUUCUCCACUCUUAUCUAUUGUGUGAUUUGGGUGAUCUUUAUUCCAGUCUAUACAGGGUUAACAGCAAAUAUACUCACUGUGUCAAAGAAUAAGUCUACUGUUCAUGUUUAUUUCACUCUGGCAGGUAACUUAGGGCUGGUGGUUGCUUAUUACUUCCCAAAAUGCUACUUGCUGUUUAAGAAUCCUGAUUCCAACACUCCAGAGUACUUCUGUACUUUCUUAGAAGGCGUCCCACCAACACCGCCCCAGGAGGAGCCACAGCCACCACCAGCCAAAUAAGCUACCAACCAACCAACCAGCCAACCAACCAACCAACCAACCAACCAGCCAACCAGCCAACCAACCAAUCAAUCUACUUCCCUACCUCUUUACCUACCUGCCAACAAUCUGCCUACCUACCUACCGACUGAACUCUAUUACCCUGUUUAUUUCACCUUAAAUGUUGCCUGUAGGUUCAUCUGCAGAGUUCAGCAUGUGAGUUACACUUAUGAAAAACUCCUCUUUCCAAAUGCCUAAUGAUGGAAGAAGUGCAUGUUCUGACAAUCUCAGUGGAAAAAAAAAGGUAUGAUGGUGCAACCAGCAGUGGUCUUAUUUAUUCACUAUUAGAAACUGAGCUCUGCUAAACAUUAAUAGUGCAAAUUUUCACAAAGGCUUCACUUUUAUGAGAGAAUACCUCCGGAAUUGCAUGAUAGAGAGGAUGUAAUAGCUUGUCUGUAGUCCUGACCUCAACCCCAUAAAAUCAAUAAAAUUAAGAAAAUAAUGGACAACUCUGACUGACCAUCCUCUUCAUGAGACUGUUUGGGAAAACAGAGUGUCUUCAGACAAAGGCUUCUUCAAAUUUGCUGUAACAGAGACUGUUACAAAAUCUCUUUCCUGCCAAUACCAACACUAUUUUCAAUAACUCUUUGAAGAAUUUGAAUUAAUAUGAGUUACAGCCCACUAAUAUGUUUUUCUUUCAGAUGUUAAAUUAUUAUAAUAAUACAUUUCAACAUUGUAACAUAUUUAGGUAAAAGGGAUUUUGAGAAAUAGAAACUCAAUUUUCCUUUCUUUCUGUGCUUUCUUUAUAAUGUAUGAACUAUACACAUGCUCCUUUUUGUUGUUUUUGUGCAAUAGUUACAUUAUGUACUUCAGACUGAUUUUGUAAGGUAGUUAUUUUCUAAGA